Molecule: messenger RNA, 5296 nt
Organism: Pectinophora gossypiella (pink bollworm)
Lineage: Eukaryota; Metazoa; Arthropoda; Insecta; Lepidoptera; Gelechiidae
Gene: scra
Product: anillin
Exons: 21
Coding region: 155-4036 (1293 amino acids)
Biological process (GO): septin ring organization; mitotic cytokinesis; actomyosin contractile ring assembly
Cellular component (GO): actomyosin contractile ring
Source: RefSeq, a predicted model, not a curated record
UGUUCAACGGGCAUAUCCGCUCUAAAAUAUCGUGAAAAACGUGUUUUAAGUGUUUUAUUUAAAACUGUAUGCUAUAAAUGAGGUGAAUAAGCAUCCCAAAUUAUGUUAACAGUGUAAAUCUGGUAUACUAUUGUGUUUUAUUGUUGUUUUGAACAUGGAUCCUUUCACUCAGCGUAUGUUGGAGAGAGCACGGGCUAGACAAGAGAAAAUUGAUCAAAAAUUAAUCAAUUCUGGACAAACUGUUAAGAGAAAACCCUUGUCUGAGAACAUAUCUACGAUUAAAAACGAGAGUUCACCAGUCAAAUCCCCGAGCAGAAAAUCUAAAGAAUCAGUUCUAUCGCCUAAAAAGUCCAUAAAAGACUCAAUUGCAUCGCCAAAAAAGUCCUUGAAAGAGACAGUUCCUUCACCUAAAAAACCUUUGAAAGAGUCGACUGUGAAGUCUCCAAGAAGGAGUAUACAGAAGCCUGAUAAUGCUGUGUCUUCACCAGCUAAAGUUCGUAAUGAUUAUAUAGUGACUAAGAAAGAGUUUAGGAGCCCAAGGAGUAGUAAAGGAAGUAGUGGGAGGAGAAAUUCUGACGUGUCUGUGGAGAUCAACAUUAUGCAUAGAAAUGACAUUCAGAUUGAAGUGCAGGUUGAAGAGAGGGAUGCUCUGAUGGGAGUGGUGUACGACACAAACUCUGACAGUGGUAGCAGUGUCACUAUCAAAGAAAUUGAAGACGAGGCUCCUAGCAAGCAGUUGGGGCUGAAGCAGUCACAAGUGGAGCCCGAGGGCCGCACCGACCGCCACGCGCUCCGACACGACAUCAAGUCCAGGCUCGACCGGCUCGGGAACCUGUAUUCAGACAAGCCGAGCCUGUCGUCGCCCAUCCACCGCACGGAGGGCGAGUUCUCGGCCGGCACUCCGCCCCCGCCGCGCCCCGCGGAGCCCCGCGCCGGGCGCAAGUUCGGCCGCCUCGCCGCCCUCGCGGACCAGAUCAACAACUGGGAGGACGACCUGUCCCAUCAUGACUUUCAUCAUGAAUCAUCAAAGAAGCCCAGUAAUGAGUCCAAGAAGCAGUCCAAGGAGCAGCUAGACGCGUCCACCCUGGACGUGUCCAUACACUCCAUCAACGACAUCAACAAGGUUCUACAGUCCAGCACUGCCAAGGCUAAUCAGACAUCCAAAAAGGUCAAUACACACACAUUUACGAAACCGUCACACGACUACCAGCGGCUCGACAAGAAAAUAGUCGCCGAGCUGGAGCCGAAGCCGGCAUCGACAACCCCCAGUGCCGCUGCAGCCCCCAACAUGGCGACAAUGGUCGCUUCGCCACCCACUGUUACAAAAAAACCAUCAAUAAAGAAGUACAAAGCGCCGACACCGCCGCGCAGAGUGGACGAUGAAUGUGACAGUGACAAAGACAAAGAAAACAAUAUAGUGCCGAAAGAUGAUGAUAAUGUGGAUUGUAAACAAACAAAGCCGGCUGACGAGGCGCCGGCUUCCCCCGUAGUGAAGAGAGUUGCGCCAAAAUUAAAUGGAAAUGUGGACAGGAGCUCUGUACUGUCCAAGGCGGCGAUGUUCGAGGCCGGGAGCCCGAGGGCCAAGGAUCCGGCAGAAAUGUCCUUACGGGAGCGCAAGGCACUGUUUGAAAAAAAUAAGGGUGCAGCUAUUAUUCCCAAGGCGCCCUUCGGACUCGCUCCCUCCGUCAAAACGCUGCACGGGGAUAAUAAAGCGAAACAAGUGUCGAAACCUUCGACGCCCACUAAGCCAAGCGCGCCUAUCACCAGGGCCGACUCUAAAGACAAAGAAGAAGAUACAAUAAGCCAGUCCUCUCUAGGGGGAGGUAUUAAGGACAAGCUGGCAGCCCUACUCAAUAAGGAGCAGACGAUAAGUGAGGCUACCAUAGCCAACAAGUUCAGACAAGAGAGAGAGAAAGAAAUGGAAAUGCUGCAGAAUAGAUUUCAUGUUGUUCCAAAACCAGAGCCCCGGAAAGGCCCGUCUAAUGACCCUGAGCACUCCGAUGACGACCACAGCGACAAUGACCCAUCAGAGCAGGCCCCGCUCAUGGGCAGCACGACGAGCCUCGCCCAGGCUAACAGGAAACCGGAGAUCAUUGCCAACGUGCCCAAAGUUGUUGAGAAGGAGAAUAGGAACGCCCAGGAAGACAAAGUUGUUGGCACGCAACCUGUUAAGAGAAGAAGUUCCCAAGACUCGCCAGUAGUGUUGUCAGUACUAGAGGACGUGAAGAGGAUAAAAGUGACAAGCAAUAAGAAGGAUUUGAACGGCGCCAUACUCGCGCAGCCAAACAGCUUAUACCCACACUUGUCGGACAUAGAGACUGACACGUCACACACUCAAGAGGAGUACUCAGACUGUGGCGGUUCAAGUUUGGAGAACAUUCCGGACAAACUGAACAAGUCUGACAACUGGGCUGAGACGUCUUUCGGACGAGAGGUUAUGAAUGUGGUAAAAAAGAACACCCACAACACGAGCUACAAAAAGGCAGUGAGGGAGAGUGACUCGGAGGAGUCUGGCGGCUGCGACAGCGACCUGGACGCCUGCCUCGACGAGGCUCUGGACAGUGAGGGGCCCACGCCGCCUAAACUCAACAAGGCGGUGUCAUCCACAAGCUUCGUAUACAAGGAGCAGAAGAAGUUCAAGUCCCCGCUCAAACAGCUGGCGCCCGCGCCCCUCACCCCGGCCACUCCCACCGGCCGGGACAAGGGCAGCGAGCUGGUGCACAGCGUCAGCUUCUACAGGAGGAUGCAGAAUGCUUCAUCAACCCCAUCGACGCCGAUGCGUAUAAUCCGCCACCACUCCCCGGAGCGAGACAUCCCGCCCACGCCGGGCGAGCCCGCCAACAACGUGACCACGGUGCGGCAGCGCAUCAAGGAGCUGCAGCACGAGGUGGCCAAGCAGCAGCAAGUCAUAUCACAGGCGAGCCAAGCUCUGAAUCUAUGCGCUGCAACAGUUGAGUUCAGCGGCUCUACAGAACAAGCCGAAGGGGAAAGGUUGCUGUUACUGGCGACGCAUCGUCGUCAGGCGUGCCUGCACGAGAUCCAGCGGCUGCAAGUGGAGGGCGCGGGCCCGGCCGCCGCCGCCGGGAUGGCCUCCCUUCAUAUCACCAGCCUCAACGUGCCGCUCCGGAGGGACUACGUCAGACAACUCAACGCUGACGGCGCGCUGGGCCACCACGCGCUAUGCCUGCUGAAGUGCCGCGACCGCGUGCUGGCGUCCAGCAUGCAGCUGACCAGCCCCGCCGCCACGCUGCUGCACUUCCCCGACGAGAUACGCAUGGACGGACUCACAUCAGACUUCAAGGUGACAGUGGAAGUGUACCUGCUGCAAGCAUCGAAAGAAAACUUACCGCACGAUAUCAAAUAUCACAUUACCAACAAGAAGUCGAGUUCCAAACUGCUGACACCUAAAUCCAAGGUAUCAGAGCUGAAGACCCCGCGCGUGGUGUCCCCCGCGGGCCCGGGCGCCGUGCGCUCGCCGCAGUUCUCACUGCACGGCUACUGCAUCUUCGCGCUCUCACAGGCCAGCAGGAAGACCUUCACGCUCAGCAAGGUCCCCCACGGCAGCCCGCUGGAGGGCUCGGUGAACAUCGAGAUCAAGGCGCGGGUCCGCGUGCCGGCGCCCGAGCCGCACGCCGCCUUCCUCACCGCCUUCGACGACGUGAGCGGCCUGGGCGCCUGGCACCGCCGCUGGUUCCGCCUGCAGGCGCCGCGCCUCGCUUACUGGAAGUACCCCGAUGACGUCAGCAAGAAGAUGCCAAUUGGCGACAUCGACUUGACAACAGUCAUAUCGGAGAAAGUGAUCAAAGCGCCUAGAGACUUGUGCGCGCGUCCCAACACUCUCCUACUCGAGUCUUCAGUGCCGGCGGGGCUCAUAGUCCCGGACAGCGGGUCCCUGGUGUACGUGAGGAGGGCGGACGGGUCUGUGGUGCGGCGACACCUCUUGGCCGCAGACACGGCACAGGAUCGGGACGUCUGGCUGGACUGUCUGAACAGCGCGCUCGAGUAUGUUCGUUGCUCUACACCCGACGAUGAAUGAAGGAUGCACUUAGAUAAUGGUGCCUAUACUGUGGUUGACUUAACCUCAUUUUACUUUGGCAUCUCUUAAACUAAUACUGUCCUUCAUUUACAGUAAACGUAAGAAAGAGAUAGAGUAGUUUUAGUCCUGCCAAAUUAAGUUGAUUGUCCGAAUCGGCGCCAUUGUCUACGUAUUAUACUUUUAACGGCAUAUGCAUUCAAAUGGCUCUAUUAUCUUAUUGUUAAUAGUGAUAUCAGAGAGAACGAAGCUCUGAAGUGUACGUCUGAAGAAUGAAUGAAGGAAUGAUUCCCGAGAAUGUGAACUGUAGUACAAAGAUUGAAAAAAAAAAACAUGUUUAAAAAUCUAAAUUUGACAUAUACAUUACACACAGGCAUUAGUAGUCUGUUAUAUAUUGACUUGAAAAUGGGAAAUUUUAAUUUCAUAAUCUAAACUAUUUAAAAAGAAAUAUGCAAAUAACAUUGGGAAUUUUAUGGUAUUAUUAUUUUAAUUUGUCUUUUUUUAAAUACUUACACAAACAGUAAUUCCGAUGAUAUUUUGAGAUUUUACAAUCGUAACGAAAUUAAUGUUUAGUAGGUAUCUUAUUAAAACUAUAUAAAAACGCUGACUUGACAACCUUACUAAUUAGGUAAAUGUUUUAGUUAUACGACAAUACAUAUAGGAUAUGUUAUAAUUUAAUAUAAUUUUAUAAAAAAUGCUUGGCAGUGCCAUGACAAUUUUACCCAUAGAUAUAUCUUGCUAAACACAUUUCUGAUUUUUGUAUGAAAAUUACAUAUAUCUGAUGAAAUAAAUUCAAUGACUUCGGAUCACAAAAACUAAGUACAAGCUGCAAAGUGUCUUAAUUGUUGCUAAACUGCUGUAAUGUUAAAUUGUAACUAUUGCUUAGCUUAAAACUAAUAUAGUCAUUAGUUAUUAGGUACUAAUUCCUGUACACCGUCUAAUUUUAUUUUAACAUAUACCUGUCACCUUCUUACCCACCGUAGAGGAAAGGAACGGGUAAUUGAUGCGCUGAAACACACGACACCUUAAGUCAGAAAUCUUAACUAAAAAUUUUCACGGUGGCGUAUAACUCGACAGAAUUAAGUUGACGGAUUAUUAUUUCGUUCACUCAUUCAUUUUAAAAUUAACAGCUGUCAAUCAAAACAAGUUAUCCUCAAUCCCCAAUGUCCAACUACCCCCAAUCUCCCAAUAAGGAUCUAAUUGAAAUAUAGUCAUGAGCAUAUGUUAUAUAGUGAUGUCUUAUAUCAAUCAUCUCUCACUUUC